ACAAAACAAAACCCUAGUUUCCCCAAAACCUAAAGAGAGUAAUAAAAGGCCCAAACACAAGGGUUCUCACCCUUUUUCCUUUCAAAUCGUGGAACUGUUUUCAGCUUCUGCCUCUCGGGUAUGUCUUCUCUCUCUCUCUCGAUCCCUUCGAGUUAAGGGGAGAUAGUGACUUAGUUCAAGGCAUAGUGGACACGCUCGAGCAACUGGACGACUCGGUGUAACAGGAGAUUUGGAGGAGGAGACUGAAGUUUUGAACUUGAUUUCAAACAACUUUGAGAUGGCAGUUCCGUCGAUAAUACUGCCUCUUGCUGUAAACUUAAUGGGAAUGAUUCCAUGAACAGCAAGGAGAGUCUUAAUAAGGUCCUAGAAAAUGAUCAGUCAGCCACUGUAUAGCAGGAAGCUUUACACGUUUGCUGUCUACCGGUUAUCUGAAUCCAGAGAUGCAAGGUCUCUAACCAGUCUAGUCAAGGAUAUUGAUGCAAAGCUGGGGCCUUUAGUAAUCAAACCAAAAGAUGAAGUUGAUAGACAAAUAAAGGAUACUGCACACUCAACGGCUGUUGCAUCUGAAGAAACGGGAAAGAAAGUUGAAUUCAUAGGAAAGGUUGAAGAUGAAAACUUGGAGGGUAAGAACUCAGAGGCUGAUUCGCUAGAUCAAACUACAAUGAAAGCACCGGAAGACGACGCCAAAGAAUCAGAGAAUGGCUUAAAAGAUGGUGAGGAGGAAGCUGCAAGGAAAGGUUCUAAAGGUGAUAUGAGAAACGAUGUUAAGGAAAACGUUGAGCUAAAAGAUGAGGAAGCUCGAAGAGCCGAAGUGUUUAGCAAAGGAGACAAAACAAAUAACAUUAAAGGUCAUUUAUCAGAGGGAACUGAAACUAAUGCUCCAGAAGUUAUGGUAAUGGAUGAGGAUAGAAAGGAGGCAUCAAAGACUAUGGAAUCAAGAACUCAUAUAUCAACGGCUGCUGAAAACAAAGUUUCAGAAACUAAAGUUAACGACAAUAUCGAUGAAGAGAGAACACUCUGAAACUGAACUUCCACCAAAAAUUGUCAAGGACAAGAAGGAUGAAGAGAUGAUGACACGGAUAAUGAACUCAGUAGUGAUGGACAAGGCAGAUGAAGAUGAAGUUUCUGUAAUAAACUCUCCAACCUAUGCAUCAGAGAAAUUUGAAACUGAAGCUACAUUGGACAUAGUCAUGGACAAGGAAAACGAAGUGGGGGAUGAUUCAGACAAUGAACUCAAGUACUUCCACAUAAGCUGGAACUGAAGUUUCCCUAGUAAUUGUCGUGGACAAUGCAGAUGGAGUGGGAACACAACGGAAAAAGUCGAUGACUUGUCUCUCGGGUGAAGCUGAAACAGAGACAAAGAACUCAACAGCGCAAGCUGAAACCCCAUAGCUCGUCUUAAUAUAUAUUUCCAAAGCAAUAUGUGAAAUAUAUUUUCGGAGUUGUGUUUUUGUCUGCCCUUAUUAUUGAAUGAAUUUAGUCAGAAAAAUAUAUAAUUGAUCUCGUUUUU
Messenger RNA from Tarenaya hassleriana, 1510 nucleotides. RefSeq lists its product as uncharacterized. NCBI's taxonomy places the organism in Eukaryota, Viridiplantae, Streptophyta, Magnoliopsida, Brassicales, Cleomaceae. The record is from RefSeq and is a predicted model, not a curated record. Bases 371 to 1021 code for a protein of 216 amino acids. The transcript is spliced from 3 exons.